GACAUUACAUUACUAUUGAACUAAGGCAUAAUUCAAAAUGAGGGGUGUUGCAGCUAUGCUGGUGCUGAUGUUCUGUCUGUCUGGGGCCUGGGCUGAGGGAGAGAGUAAAGGAGGGAUGGAUCAGAUUGACCAGAACAUUCUAUUCACUACCAUAGAUGCUGUCUGGGAUGAGCUGAAUCACCUGAGACUCAUGCUGAACAACACACAGAAACGAGUAGAGAAGUUGGAGAAUAAAAACACAGCCCUGGAGGCCAGAGUGACAGACAGUGAGAGCCAGGUGGUGGAACUGAAGAAAGGGAAUGCAGCCCUGGAGGCCAGAAUGACAGCCAGUGAGAGCCAGGUGGAUGAAGUGAAGAAAGAGAAUGCAGUCUUGGAGGCCAGAGUGACAGCCAGUGAGAGUCAGGUGGUGGAACUGAAGAAAGAGAAUGCAGCCCUGGAGGCCAGAUUGACAGCCAGUGAGAGCCAGCUGAAUGAUCUGAAGGGAAAGAAUGCAGACCUGGAGGCCAGAGUGACAGCCAGUGAGAGCCAGGUGGAAGACUUGAAGAAACAGAAUACAGGCCAAGCAGCACUAAUGUUAUCCUUGGGAAGCCAACUAACAGCCCUUCAGAGCCAGAUGGCAGAACUGAAGAAAGAGAAUGCAGAUCAAGCAGCAGAACUGUCAGCCCUGGAGAACACAGUGACAGCCAGUGAGAGCCAGGUGGCAGAGCUGAUGUCAAAAAAUGCAGCCCUGGAGGCCAGAGUGACAGUCAGUGAGAGUCAUGUGGCAGAACUGAAGGGAAAGAACGCAGCCCUGGAGGCCAGAGUGACAGCCAGUGAGAGCCAGGGGGAGGAGCUGGAGAAAGUGAAUGCAGACCAAGCAGCUGAACUGUUAUCCUUGGGGAGCAGAGUGACAACCCUUCAGAGCCAGGUGGCAGAACUGAAGAAACACAAUGCAGCCCAAGCAGCAGAACUGUCAGACUUGAAGAACAGAUUGACAACCAGUGAGAGUCAGGGAGCUGAACUGAAGAAAGAAAAUGCAGCCCUGGACACCAGAUUGACAGCCAGCGAAAGGCAGAUGGCAGAACUGAAGAAAGAGAAUGCAGCCCUGGAGGCCAGAGUGACAGUCAGUGAGAGCCAUGUGGCAGAACUGGAGAAAAAUAAUGCAGCCUUGAGGACCAGAGUGACAGCCAAUGAGAGCAAGCUGGAGGAACUGAAGAAAGAGAAUGCAGCCCAAGCAGCAGAACUGUCAGACUUGAAGAACAGAGUGACAACCAGUGAGAGCCAGGUGGCAGAGUUGAAGAAAAAGAAUGCAGCCCUGGAGGCAAGAUUGAGUGUCGCUGAGAGCCAGGUGGAGGAACUGAGGCUAGACAGAAGACAGGUGGCCUUUUCUGUUGCUUUGACGGACUCAGGAUAUGUGGGACCCUUUCAAACUGAGAUCACUCUGGUCUAUGAAAAAGUCUUCACCAACAUCGGCAACGGUUACGACCCAAACUCAGGUAUGUUCUCAGCACCAGUGAGAGGAGUCUACUACUUCACAUUCACCUCCAUGGGCCGAGAGCCUGGACAGAAAAUGGGUGUUAACUUGGUCAAAAAUGGAGAGCAAAUGAUAUACAACGUCCAGGACAACUUCCAUGGUGGUUAUGAGUACAUGACAGGUGCCGUGGCUCUGGAGCUAGAGAAAGAUGAUCUGGUGUACUUAAGGCUUCCUAAGGGCUGGGGGCUGUAUGAUGACAACUGCAACCACAAUGUCUUUACUGGCAUCCUGCUCUUCACCACCAACCCUGCUAUGGCCCGACUCCACUAGACCCUCUCCGUCCU
Molecule: messenger RNA, 1797 nt
Organism: Salvelinus namaycush (lake trout)
Lineage: Eukaryota; Metazoa; Chordata; Actinopteri; Salmoniformes; Salmonidae
Product: fibrinogen- and Ig-binding protein-like
Exons: 19
Coding region: 38-1783 (581 amino acids)
Molecular function (GO): protein binding
Source: RefSeq, a predicted model, not a curated record